AGGUAUCUGGGACCUAGUGGCUACGGAUCCUUGUUAGACUCUGAAGUUAACCGCUUCCAAAGGGGAAGUGCUAUAAACUGUAGUACUGUUUUUAGCAGCACUUUCAAAGCACCAAGUCUCAUAGAGCCAAAGAGGUGUGGCUUUAACUUGUGUCAGGUCUGUAUUUUCUGUCAUAGUAAAAAUGGGGGAAAUUGCUACUCUGGGAAACAGAUCUCUUAGCUGCCACCAAACUCUCUCUCUCUCCUGUCUUUCAUUUUUUUAUUCUCCAACUUGUCUACCUGACUCGUCUAUUCUACAUUUUACGUUGUACAUACAUGAAUGUACUAGUGGCCUUGAUCAAAGAGGUCUGCGUAAUCUGAGUGAAAACCCCUGAAUAAAAGUCAACAAUGCUUUGUUUUAUGUAUUCAACAAGUUCAGGCUUCCCUCAGCACAUGAUACUGGCUUGCUGGCAUUUUGUAUUAUUUUUAUUUAGAAAGAAAAUUAUGAAACUUAAUGGACCCCAAAAGGGAGCAUAGAGGGAUGCCCAUUCUAUGAUAAUGUGAUUUAAGCUAAAGUAGUAACGCAAGGAUCUGUUUAUCUAUUAGAGGCAUUGUGGUGAUGCCUAACGUCGUCUAGUCUAGGUCAUGUGCUAGGGUUGUGGUUUCUGUGUUUCCGCACCUUUUAUGUAAAAGGUGGCGUGCACUUAAAUAAUGAUCCUGAAACUCAUUUUACAACUGUAUUUUACUCGAUUUCCACUGCAUUUUGGGGUUGCUUGCAUGUUUUUUAUCUCAUGUGAAACACGCUAGACUCACCUCAUGAUGAGACAUGUCAUUUCAGAGAGAACUGUUGAAAAUAAACCCUUUUUUGCAUGAGAAGCAAGCGGAAUGACCUCACUGCUAUGCUGUUUAAUGAGCAGUCAAUAUUCUUCUGUUACGCCAAAUAACAGCUUGGAAGGUUUCCAUAAAAACAAUAUCCAGGCAGCUGCAUUUAGAGACGGUGACUCUAUUCUAUUCCAUUCAUGAUAAACGAUAGCUGUGCAAAAUAUACUCUCAAAACAAGGGUGCAAAAAGAUCAGACUCCACCCACACACCAGUUGGUAUCUGUUAAACUCAAAGUAACACAUCUAGGACUAGGCUUAGUGUCACUUCCCCAAGGCAGACCACUGUUACCCUGCGUUGAGAAGAAGUCCCCUUCCUCACUCGGUCAUCCCAUUCCAACAGAGGGUCAGAGGUCAAUCCGAGCCACAGCAACAUGACGGACUCCGCCAAGCUUCACCAGCCCCACCCUCCCCCCAAGGGGGAGCGGAGCCACGCCGGCGACUUCAGCUACGUUGGCAUCGACGCCAUCUUGGAGCAGAUGAGGAGGAAGGCCAUGAAGCAGGGCUUUGAGCUCAACAUCAUGGUGGUUGGGCAGAGUGGCCUGGGAAAGUCCACGCUGAUGAACACACUCUUCAAAUCCAAGGUGAGCCGCAAGUCGGCGCAACCGAACCCCGAAGAGAAGAUCCCCCAGACCAUCGAGAUCAAGUCCAUCAGCCAUGAUAUCGAAGAGAAGGGCGUCAGGAUGAAACUGGCAGUCAUCGACACUCCGGGCUUUGGUGACCAGAUCAACAAUGAAAACUGCUGGCAGCCCAUCAUGAAGUUCAUCAAUGACCAGUAUGAGGCCUACCUGCAGGAGGAGAUCAACAUCGACAGGAAGAAGCGGAUCCCAGACUCCAGGGUCCACUGCUGCAUAUAUUUCAUCCCCCCAACUGGACACUGUUUAAGACCCCUGGACGUGGAAUUCAUGAGACGUCUGAGCAAGGUGGUCAACAUCGUCCCCGUCAUCGCCAAGGCCGACACCCUCACCCUGGAGGAGAGGGACGACUUCAAACAGACGAUUCGGGAGGAGCUGCGAGCCAAUGGCAUCGACGUGUAUCCCCAGAAGGAGUUUGACGAGGAUGCGGAGGACCGACUCAUCAACGACAAAAUCCGAGAGAUGAUCCCUUUUGCUGUGGUGGGGAGUGACCAGGAGUACCAAGUCAACGGGAAGAAAAUUCUGGGAAGGAAAACCAAAUGGGGCACCAUAGAAGUGGAGAAUAUCGCACACUGUGAGUUUGCCUACCUGCGCGACCUCCUGAUCAGGACCCACAUGCAGAACAUCAAGGACAUCACAGGCAGCAUCCACUACGAGAUGUACCGCGUCCGCAGGCUCAACGAGUCCAACGCUGGGCCUGGCUUCGCACCCGGCCAGGCCCCCACCCUAGUCCCCGCCCACACCAAUGGACAGACCAAGGUCAACGGCGGCCCGCCCAACGGCAUGGCCGCGCAGUGCGAGGUCCUGACUCACGAGAUGUAGGCGGUGGAUCUCCCUCUGCCGUCGCCAUGGAGAUGACGUCAAGUCGCCAUGGAGACUACCUGCACCGUCAGGAAAGAAACCAAACGUAACCAAACCUUGUAGCCAUCCAACUGAAUAUGCAAAGGAUGUAUAGGCUCUCGUAUAAACCUAUACUCUCUCUCACACAGACAGACAGACAGACACACAGACAGACACGCACACAGACACACACACACUUUAAGGCCCAUUUGGACGGGUAUCUCCAAUUGCAAGUUAUCUCCAGGUCAGAGCCUUGAGGUUGAAACAAUGCCAGUUUCACCAUAUCUAAAAUGGCGGUUCCCAGUGUUCGAUUUCAGCACCCAGGGCUUCUCCAGUUAGAUGUCCGCAGACAGCUCGUCUCCUCGAGCGACAACUUUGCUCCAAAGAAAGUUACAGCUUAUUAGUUUCUGCUAAUAGCUUAGCAUCUAUACUAGGACUAGAUGUUAAUAUCGAUCUGGUUUUCCUAUGUGUUGUGGUGUAUAGUAAUGUGUAGAUACGUGAGGGUUGAAUAGGGAUACGAAAGUACAUAGACUAGGAUUUUAAGUAUUAUGGAUGAAGAGAAUACUGUGGACACAUCUGCACUGUAAUAAUAUAUGUAUAGGACAAAUUCUAAACAGUGUGGAGCAGCAUUCAGGGGGCCAGCGCAUCCUUGUCUUUGUAUCGUCUUAUUGACCUUUUCUGCCAAACCAAACCUGUCUUCCUCUCUUUACAGGCCUAUAUGAAGCCUGUCUGUUAUACAGUCCUAACAUGCAUUUUACAUGGCUUAUUUACUGUUGUAAUUUUAUUGUUAUUGUUGUAAUAUUAUUGGUUAGCAUGAGGUCUGUUUUUAUUUUUUUAAUCUGGAACGUUCUCUCCCACUGCCGAACACGUCUGUCCAUUCCCUCAUUUGCCUCUCCUCAAACUGUAAACCAAAUAAAUGCCUUUUUUUUUGUUCCCUAAGAAUUAACAGAUGUUAUGGAUAUAGGUAUUUAUGCGCGAUUUGAUUCUUCCAUCCACUUCAGUGUUGAUCGUACCACUGCCAGCAGCUACAGUAGAUUACAACGGGAAAAUGUAUUUGUUGCCGCCUGCAUUAUAUAAUAAGUCAUCCAAUAGGCUAGACUUGGGGUCACAGGUCGGAUUAGUGUACCAGUGCAUCAGUUAUGAAGAGCAAUGUUGUAGAACAAUGGAGGUGGAACAUAGCUUUCUUUAUGACGGUGAGCAUCUGUGCUGCCCAUAGAACAAUUAUAGAGUUCAUGUAGCAUUGAUGUGUAGAAGGCUGUCAUUUCCUUAUGUUCCUCCUGAGAAAGAAUAUGGAUAUAUCAGGUAAAUCAACGGAUAAUGAAACAAUUAAAUGGCAUCUUGUUUACUUGUUCUUGUCUAUAAUAUGUUACCUGAAAGAAAUAAAGAUCGAUAUUUUUAUUGUUUAAAGUGAAGAGAUUAUUUUGUGGCUGCAGGAAAGGUAAACAAAGCGCUUUUACACCCGCCCACCCACGUAGCCUUUUGAUUGAGGGCAGAGAAAAAAGCCAAUUAAAUCUCCCGAGACGUAGGCUAUGUUUACGAGCAACUAUGCAUAUCUUUGAAACGAGACUGAGGUGUGUUAUUACUUAAUUAGCGACAAUCAUAUCCAAUUUAUGUCAAUUUCUGAAGAAAAAAAAAAUCUUUGCUGUUCGUUCAAAUUAAGGUGUUUUCAAAGGGGCAACAUAAUUCAAACAGCCUCUACAUUACGCUAUCAUUGCGUUGCCCAAUAGCCUGACGCAAUAGAAUCUGGUAUCUGACUGAUCAUAUCUGACAAGGUAGUUUCACUCAGCUAUAUUUUUCUUCAUAUCCUAGGCCUACUUGAACUGACUCAGUAAGAUGGGUCGGUAGUACGGUAGGUCUAUUCUCUAAAUGAUUGAAUUAAUUUGAAAACAUUGCUUGAGAUCUAUAUAUAUUAUCUAGAAUUAUAGAAUAGAAUAAUAUGUGGCACUCCUCAACUAUAAA
Gadus chalcogrammus (walleye pollock) is the source of this 4290-nucleotide messenger RNA. It is a transcript of the gene septin9b, whose product is annotated as septin 9b. NCBI's taxonomy places the organism in Eukaryota, Metazoa, Chordata, Actinopteri, Gadiformes, Gadidae. The record is from RefSeq and is a predicted model, not a curated record. The coding region runs from base 1231 to 2313 and encodes 360 amino acids. Gene Ontology annotation, molecular function: GTPase activity; molecular adaptor activity; GTP binding. Gene Ontology annotation, cellular component: microtubule cytoskeleton; cell division site; septin complex. The transcript has 10 exons. Gene Ontology annotation, biological process: cytoskeleton-dependent cytokinesis.